AUGAAAGAACUACUUUUAAGAUUGGGCCCAUUGGGAGAUCCCAUCGCUGAUGGGCCUUCUAAUGGUAACCCUUUAUUCAAACUACACCUAUUGAUAUCGGCUGCCUCCCCGAUAUCAAAAAAUGGAAAAAUCUGGACCAACAUCCCUCCUCUGUCCUCAAUCUCUUUCAACAGAAAUAAACUUUAUAAGUACAAUAUCCAAACCUUUUUCUCAAACGACUCAAUUAUCCAUUUAGACAUCUAUAAACCUGGCUCCUUCUAUUACUACAUCUCCUACUCACCUCCCAACUCCUCCGAAAUUAAAACAACAAGAAAAUUCUAUAUCUUCGCUCAGCCAACCCUAUCAAUAAACAACAAGUUUCUUCCUUUGAACUCAAUAUCAAUCCAAUCUCUAGUCUCAAAAUGGCUAGGCCCCAAAAAAAACUGGAACUCCAUUUUUAAUCACAUUUCAAAUGAUAAAAAAUACAACAUGAUCCAUUUCACUCCUCUUCAAUCUCGUGGUGAAUCAAAUUCUCCCUAUUCAAUCUACGAUCAGCUCAAAUUCGACCCAAACUUGUUCGAUUCAACUGAUGAUGUCAAAUCUCUAGUCUCCUCUCUACAAAAAAACCACAAUCUUCUAUCCAUGACCGACAUUGUAUGGAACCAUACUGCCAACAACUCUCAAUGGAUCAGAGACCAUCCUGAAGUCGGCUAUAACGCUAAAACUGCUCCUCAUCUAACUGCUGCAAUUGAACUAGACUCAGCUUUGCUAGAAUUCUCUGAUCAAAUGAAAUCUCUAGGUUAUCCAACCAUAAUCAAUUCAGUCGACGAUCUAUUGAAAAUCAUGGAUGGAAUUAAAAUUCACGUUUUAGGCAGCCUAAAAUUAUGGCAAUUCUACAUCAUCGAUGUUCAAUCCUCAAUCUCAAACGUCUUGGACUUUUACAAAUCAAAUAAAUCUGACCUCUUUUCAAUCGACUUGCCAAAAGAUUUCAAAAAUUCUUUACCUAAUUUAGCAAAAUUCACUUUAAAUUACUCCAAAAAGAACCCCUUUGCUCUAAAAACAAGAUACUACAACCAACUCGACACCCAGAAAUUCACAUCCGUCUUAGUUUCCAUACUAAAUUCUCUAUCAAUUGAUGACCCAACCCUAGACCAAAUCAAAGAUCAAGCAAGAAAAAUCCUAGACGAAAUUAACCUACCCUUCUACAAAAUCUACGAUAACGAUGUAAGCGAAAUUCUUGAACAGCUAUAUAACAGAAUCAAAUUUCUAAGAUUGGAUUCCCAUGGUCCUAAACUAGGAGAAAUCACCUCUUUCAGUGCUCUAACAGAAACUUACUUUACAAGGUUUAAAGACCCAAAAACUGGCGAACAACAUGCUCUAGCCAACAACGGCUGGAUUUGGAAUGGUGAUUCCUUGGUGGAUUUUGCUUCCGAUAAAACAAAAGCAUAUCUACGUCGUGAAGUCAUCAUCUGGGGCGACUGCGUCAAAUUAAGAUAUGGCUCAAAACCUGAAGACUCCCCUUACUUGUGGAAAAGAAUGAUACAAUACACUGAGUUAUGUGCAAGUAUCUUUCAUGGCUUUAGAAUCGAUAAUUGCCACUCAACUCCUCUUCAUGUCGGCGAAAAAUUACUAGACGUUGCAAGAAACGUAAACCCAAAUCUUUACGUGGUUGCUGAAUUGUUUACCGGUAGUGAAGAAAUGGACAGAAUAUUUGUCGAAAGAUUGGGUAUCUGCUCUCUAAUUAGAGAAGCUAUGCAAGCUUGGUCCGUUGGCGAAUUAUCAAGACUAGUUCAUAGACAUGGUGGUAGGCCCAUUGGCUCUUUAACCUGGCUUCCUUUAGAUGAAUUGCCCUACCCUUGUGAUAAAGAACCUUCUCAAUAUCCUCAACAUUCAGAUUUUGUAUCUGAAAUUCAAAUACCAUUAACCGUAACUAGACAAGAACCCCAUGCUUUGUUUAUGGACUGCACCCAUGAUAAUGAAACCCCAAACCAAAAGAGAACCGUUGAAGACACUCUACCAAAUGCUGCUUUAGUCUCCCUUUGCUCUUGUGCUGUUGGUUCGGUUUUUGGUUAUGAUGAAUGCUAUCCAGAAUUGCUAGACGUUGUUAAUGAGAAAAGAACCUACACCUUUUCAAACACCGGUAUUUCACUAGUUAAGAAGAAAAUCUACGAAAUAAGAGACGAAAUCUCAAAUGAAAGUACUCUAAUAGAUGACCAUCAAAUGCACGUCCACCAUGAAGGUCAAUUUAUAACUUUGCAUAGAGUCAACUCCAAAACUGGAAAUGGCUGGUUUUUAAUUGCAAGAACAAAAUUUUCUAAUGAUACUGAUCAAUAUCUUGCUCCCAUAUAUCUUAGUGGUACAAGAGCUAAAUCUGUGUUUGCAUAUGCUUUAAAAAAAACCGGCGAAUAUAAAUAUUCUGAUACUGAAAUAACUUCAAUACCAACAACUUUGGAAAAAUUAGAUGAUCCCCAAUUCCAGUAUGAUCCAGUCAAAAAUGAAACAAAAAUUAUCAUGCCAAACUGCUUUCCCCAAGGAAGUAUUGCUCUAUUAUCAACAAAAAUUAUCGAUGCUGAUGAAAGUUUAGAUCAGUAUAUUCGAACUGGGGCAAUAGCCGCCUCAAAAAACUUGACUUUAUAUGACUUGAAUGCCUUAUUGUUUCGUUGUGAAUCAGAAGAAAGAGAUUCAAGUGGUGGAAAUGAAAGUGUUUAUAAUAUUCCCGACUAUGGUGAUUUGGUUUAUGCAGGUUUACAGGGAUGGGUUUCUGUAUUAAAAGACGUUAUCAGAAAAAAUGACCUAGCUCAUCCUAUCUGUUCUCAUUUGAGAAGUGGAAAAUGGGCAUUGGACUACAUUGUUAACAGGCUCAAUAAAUAUAACAAAACUGACGGUUUUGAAGAAUUUAAACUGUGGUUAUCUUCUCGAUUAAAUGCUAUUAAAAAGGUGCCCUUUUUUCUUAUUCCCCACUAUUUCGCUUUAGUGGUUGGUAUUGCUUAUGAAGCUUGCAGGUUUAGAGUAUUAAAGAUAAUGUCUAGCCAUAUUAGCCAUGGAACUUUAUUUGUUCAAAAUCUAGCCAUGUGUUCAGUUCAAAUGGUUGGAUAUAUGAACUCCACCUCAAUAAAGCCUUUUGAACAGGUUCCUUGUAUGGCUGCAGGAUUGCCUCACUUUAGUACAAAUUAUAUGAGAUGUUGGGGCAGAGAUAUUUUUAUAUCACUUCGUGGAUUACUACUUGCUACAGGCCGGUUUGCUGAUGCCAAACAGCAUAUAGUUUGUGCUGGAAGCACAUUGAAACAUGGGUUGAUACCAAAUCUUUUAGAUGCUGGAAGAAAUCCUCGUUACAAUGCUAGAGAUGCAGUGUGGUUUUGGCUUCAAUCUGUUCAAGACUACAUUGAUCUUUCUCCUAAUGGUGAAGAUAUUUUAGAUAUUAAAGUCAAAAGAAGGUUUCCACUCGAUGACCGAUUUAUUGAUUAUAAUAGUGAUGAGGCAUUUAGUUAUUCAUCGUCCAUCAAAGAGAUUAUUUUCGAAAUUUUAUCGCGUCACGCAAAAGGAAUCAAGUAUAGAGAAGCCAAUGCUGGUCCUAAUCUCGAUUCACAAAUGAAGGAUGAAGGGUUUAAUGUUGAAGUGCAUGUGGAUUGGUCUACCGGAUUAGUCCAUGGUGGCUCACAGCUCAAUUGUGGAACCUGGAUGGACAAAAUGGGAGAAAGUGAAAGAGCACACAAUAAAGGAAUCCCAGGAACACCAAGAGAUGGAGCACCGGUCGAGAUCAACGGUUUAUUAAAAAGUGCCUUGAGAUUUGUUGUGGAUUUAAAUAAGAAAGGUUUAUUCCCUUAUUCUAAAGUGACUACUCAAGAUGAUAAAGAAAUCACGUUUAGUGAAUGGAAUGAUCUUGUUCAAAGCAAUUUUGAAAAAUGUUUUUAUAUUCCACUUGAAUCAAAAGAUGACGUGGACUAUGAAAUAAAACCUAACAUUGUGAAUAGAAGAGGAAUUUACAAGGAUCUUUUCAAGUCAGGCAAACCAUAUGAAGAUUACCAAUUGAGACCUAAUUUUCCAAUUGCAAUGGUGGUGGCACCAGAAUUGUUUACACCUUCAUUUGCACUAAAGGCAUUAAAAAUUGCAGAUGAUGUUAUUGCUGGACCAGUUGGUAUGAGAACGCUAGAUCCUUCAGACUUGAAUUAUAGGCCAUAUUAUGUUAAUUGGCUAGACAAUGAAGAUUUUGCGACUUCAAAAGGUCGUAAUUAUCAUCAAGGGCCCGAGUGGGUUUGGGUUUUUGGGUAUUUCCUUAGAGCAUAUGCGCAUUUUUACGCUGUUGAUAUAAAGGCCAAAGGAGGAACUAUUCCAUCAGAAGAUUUGCAGCAAUUUCUAAGUUCCAAAUUAAAAGGACAUAAAAAAUGGUUGAGAGAAAGUUCUUGGGCAGGAUUAACAGAGCUAACCAACAAAGACGGUAACCUCUGUGAUGAUUCCUCGCCUACUCAAGCUUGGAGUGCUUCAUGUUUAGUUGAUCUUUAUUACGAUAUUUGGAGGCUUGAGAAUAAGAAAUAA
This is a messenger RNA of Ascoidea rubescens DSM 1968, 4512 nucleotides long. It is a transcript of the gene GDB1, whose product is annotated as bifunctional 4-alpha-glucanotransferase/amylo-alpha-1,6-glucosidase. Lineage: Eukaryota; Fungi; Ascomycota; Saccharomycetes; Ascoideales; Ascoideaceae. Gene Ontology annotation, biological process: glycogen biosynthetic process; glycogen catabolic process. The transcript is spliced from 2 exons. Bases 1 to 4512 code for a protein of 1503 amino acids. The record is from RefSeq and is a predicted model, not a curated record. Gene Ontology annotation, molecular function: 4-alpha-glucanotransferase activity; amylo-alpha-1,6-glucosidase activity.